Lachancea mirantina is the source of this 1251-nucleotide messenger RNA. The record is from the annotation of a GenBank genome assembly. NCBI's taxonomy places the organism in Eukaryota, Fungi, Ascomycota, Saccharomycetes, Saccharomycetales, Saccharomycetaceae.
AUGACAUAUGAGCAAGAAGAUCAGGAUUUUAUAGCGGAACUUCUCGGGCCAGGGGGCUUUUAUGGAUUGACAGACUUGGCUCAGUCGCACAUAGACUCGCAGGAUUCGGCGCCGCCACUCGAUGCCAUGUCUUACUCCAGAGCGAGGCCGCACGUGUAUGGACAUCUGCCAGACUCUACUAGGGAUUAUGAUGAAGAAACUAGUAAGAACCACAACGACUAUCGCAGCGCGAUGGCUAACGCCAGCGCGCACGAAAAUGCGACGUUGAUAGAUGAGUUUUUGGCUCCUAAUGCGACGGUUGGAGCUCAAUUAAACCGUGGUAGCAUCGCUGGUGUCGCACCCGGUGAGUUGUCGAACGAUGUUCAAGAAACUGGACUUUUUCAAGACGCAGGUAACGACGAGUUUGCCAAUUUGACGGACGAAUUUGCGUCGUCACUUGGCUCCAGUAUUUACCGAAAUGACCUAGCGUCCCCAUCGUCGUCAUUUGGGUACCAUCCGCAACAACUGGAGUCCCUAGACACUUCGCAUCUGCAGCAAUAUCUGUCUACGAGUCUGAGGUCUCCAUCCAACAGUUUCCGGUCCGGUAACUACCUUUCGAGCUCACUCCGCGGGCAAUUAAACCCACGACAAUCCUCUGUGAGCAGCGUUGGAGGGGGAACGCCGGUAGAUUCUGUCUUGGCUGGAAGUAAUGGUUUGACACAGGAAGAAAAGCUCAGGCGACGUCGCGAGUUUCAUAACGCAGUGGAAAGAAGGCGGCGUGAACUUAUCAAGCAGAAAAUCAAAGAGUUGGGCAAACUCAUACCUCCUAGCCUGUUGAAUUUUGAUGACCAAGGCCGUGAAGUCAAAGCCAACAAGGGUGUCAUUUUGACCCGCUCUUUGGACUAUUUGGACUAUUUAAUGCAAGUGCUAGAGGUACAGGACCGCAAGAAGAAACAAUUGCUGAAAAAGAUUCAGGAUUUGGAAGCGUUGAAGAAAUCCACAUCGGCUAAAAGAGUCGCUGCUGUUUCGGGUGCACGAAGCGACCCAAGAGUCAAAAUAGAAGCGAGUAAUUCACCGGAACAGAUUAUUGACACUCGGAUAAUUCCUUUUACCGGGGAAAGCUCAGCCACGCCUUCAACGGUGCACGAUGAUCUCCAACAAUUUCUCUCUGGUGAUCUCAUAGAAGCAGAGGAUAAUGCAAAAUUGAUGUUUGGCGAUACCAGUCGCACCGUGGGAACAGCUGCAGACUAUUUGCUAGACUUUGAAAGAUAG